Molecule: messenger RNA, 1794 nt
Organism: Formica exsecta
Lineage: Eukaryota; Metazoa; Arthropoda; Insecta; Hymenoptera; Formicidae
Exons: 4
Coding region: 161-1465 (434 amino acids)
Source: RefSeq, a predicted model, not a curated record
CAGCCGCUCAAAUACUCAUUUCCUGCGUGAGACGGCACAGCUCUUCGGUCCGCUGUAAAGUGUAGAAUGUUAAAGUUAGAUCUAUCCGGAAAAAUCGAAAAGGUAUCGUCGGGAUUAUUGUCGUAGAGAUUGAAAUUUCCAACAUAUCUCUGUCAGAAUAAUGGAUAGCGGCGGCGACGGUAGCAAUAAACUCACGCUCGAUGAUGUGCGCGAAUUAAUUAUCAAAAAUAUCGAUCCCGACGUGGAGAUUUAUGGUUUAAACGAAGAACCAGGAUCGGGAAGAGGAGACAAUUAUACUUCGAUAUUAUAUCGGAUUCGGGCGAAGGGGCGUAAGCUGUUGAAAAAGGAAGAAUGGAUUAAUUACGAGUGCGCUAUCAUUUACAAGAUUCUGCCGGAAUCCAAGAAACAUCGCGAAGCGUUCAAGAGCGAAUUAUUAUUCAGAAACGAGGUCGUUUUCUACAAGCAUGUGUGGCCUGCGUUGAACAAGCUCCAAUCAAACGAUAGACGGGUGUUCAGCGGGGUACCCAAAAUAUACGCCGCUAGAGCCGAUCUUAUUGCUAUGGAGGAUUUGAGGGAGAGAGGCUUCAAUAUGGUAGAUAGACGAAAGGGGUUGGAGAUGGAAAAUUUGAAAUACGUAUUAAAGGCUCUAGCGGGAUUUCACGCGCUCAGCUUAACGCUAAAGGAAUCCAAGCCAGAGGAAUUCGCGAAAUUAACAAAUCCGGAACAUGAUGAAGGUAUACGUGAAACAUUAUUUCGACAAGACAAUGAAGAUUGGUAUCGACAGUAUUACCGCGUGGCCGUGAAUAACGCUAUUAAAAUGGUGUCCGAAGCACUACCUUUGCACAUGGAUCACAGAAGAGAGGAGAUAAUGACCAAGCUGCAUGCUUUCCUAAACGAAGACGUAUUUUUUCGCACUAUGAGCGAACUCGUUUCCACGCAAGGAUCUCUCUCCGUGUUUUGUCACGGCGAUUGUUGGACCAAUAAUAUCCUCUUUCAGGAUGAACCAAGCUCAGAUACAGAGGCCGUUUAUCUUGUCGACUUUCAACUGACGCGGGUUGGCUCCCUCGCUCUUGAUCUUGCGAACUUGCUAUACUGCUGCACAAGUGGUGUUGUUAGGCGGGCUUACAUGACACAGCUUCUCCAGCAUUAUCAUUCCCAUCUGAUGUCUUCCUUGUGUGUCCUCAAUCCGGAACAGCCACCAAAAGAUCCAUCUGUCAUAUGGAAAUUAUUGAACGAAGAGAUGCGAAGAUGCGGACGAUUCGGAUUGGGAUUAGCAUUGGACAUUUUGCCAAUUAGUACGUGCGCCAGUCACGAAGCGCCAAAUUUGUACGAGACGAGUAGUAGUGUGGAAACUAGUAGCGAGGAGAAACAUAUCACGAUAGAAGCACCACCACCCGGAGGCGCCGACUGUGCUCAACUCAUGACUGACUUAGUAUUGGAAUUAAUAGACAAUGAGGCUUUGUAGAUCAGAACAUCGUAUUAUCCUCGGUAACAAUAUAUAUGGAAUAAUAUGUAUUACUGUAUAUUAUACAUGUAUUACUGUAUAUUAUACAUGUGUAUGUCUAACAUUAUUUUUAUAAAAUGCAUCACUCUUAUGAUGCAUAAUCUCAGAAGAGUAGUACAAAGUGGUAUAUAAGAUUCAAAGUAUAUGUAUACGUGCAUGUACACAAUGAAGAAAGAAUGAAGAGAAAUAAUUUCUCAUCAUGUGAUCUAAUAUAUGUAUAUGUGUCUAUAUAAUAGAAAUCCUAAAAUAUGGAAAAUAUAUUUUUGUGAAUUAUAUAUCUAUUUCUAUCU